GACAUGAGUGGUCUAAACCUAGGAGGGAAUACACUGGCGUUGGAUCUCAGCGUAAACGUUGAAAGCCUCGGUCUUAGCUCCAUGUUCGGUCAGAAGAGAGGAAUGUAGGGCUCACUUUAUGUUUUUGAUUCGUAUGGCACCUCUGGACACUUUUUUUUCCAGCGUAACCCUUUUCUCUGAUGACUCUCAUUUUUGAGCGCUUGCUUUGAUUUAAUAUUUCAGCCCCACUUGUAGGUCACUGCUGGUGAAGGAGUCUGCUGAAUGACUUAUUAGGUGAUGUAACAUGGUGAUGGUGCCUACUGGCAGAGGGAAUGAGGUCCAGGAAAGAAAGGACAUCCCUGGGUCUCCAUCGCCGUUGAUGCUCCCUGGUGGAGGAGGACUGCUCGGUGAGGAGGAGACGCAAUAGGUGACCCGACGAUGAGAGCAGCCCCGUUGGCCCUCAGACUGCUGUGUCUGGCCGGGCUGUGGCCCCUGGCACGCCUCACUGGGGGCCACAGCCCCAGCAAGAGGAGACAUAAGGAGGUGUACCUGGGCGAGGAGACACGCAAUAAACCUGGAGGGCGGGUGGACUUCCGUCUGAAGAAGCAGGACAGCACCAAGUCUCUGCUCAUCAAGUCGGAGCAGCUACUUCGUAUCGAGGACCACGACUUCGCCAUGCGCCCCGGCUUCGGAGGCUCAGCCAUCCCCGUAGGCAUCGAUGUUCAGGUGGAGAGCAUCGACAGCAUCUCUGAAGUCAACAUGGACUUCACCAUGACCCUGUACCUGAGACACUACUGGCAGGACGUCCGCCUGGCCUUCCCUUCCGGCAGCAACAAGAGCCGCACCUUCGACGCUCGGCUGGUGAAGAAGAUAUGGGUCCCCGACGUGUUCUUCGUCCACUCCAAGCGCUCCUUCAUCCACGACACCACCAUGGAGAACAUCAUGCUGCGCGUGUACCCCGACGGGAACAUCCUGUUCAGCGUCAGGAUCACGGUGACAGCUCUCUGCUCCAUGGACUUCAGCAGCUUCCCCCUCGACACUCAGAACUGCACCCUGGAGCUGGAGAGCUAUGCCUAUAAUGAGAAUGACCUCAUGCUGUACUGGAAGAAUGGGAACGACUCGCUGAGGACCGAUGAGAUUGUGCUGUCCCAUUUCUUCAUUGAAUCCUUCCACCCCUCCUACGGUCUGGCCUUCUACAGCAGCACUGGCUGGUACAACCGGCUGUACAUUAACUUCAUCCUGAGGAGGCACAUCUUCUUCUUCAUGCUGCAGACGUACUUCCCCACCAUGCUGAUGGUCAUGCUGUCCUGGGUGUCCUUCUGGAUCGACCGCCGCGCCGUGCCCGCACGCGUCUCUCUCGGCAUCACUACAGUGUUGACGAUGUCCACCAUCAUCACAGGUGUGUCGGCGUCUAUGCCCCAGGUGUCCUAUGUCAAGGCUGUGGACAUCUACCUGUGGUCCAGCUUCCUCUUCGUCUUCCUGUCCGUCAUUGAAUACGCAGCCGUCAACUACUUCACAACCAUGGAGGAGAUGAAGAAGCUCAGGCGGGCCAAGGUCCCUCCCUCCUUCAAUUCCACUACGCAGGCCAUGGCCUUCGACGGCUGUUACCACGACAACGACAUCGACCUGGCCUCGUUCGGCGAAGCGGCAAGCACGACCAACACUGAGAGGACCGCCCACUCUCGGGACUCUGUCGCAGACUCCGCCCCCGGAGAGGGCACCAGACUGCGCCGCAAAAACCCUGUCGUGCGAAAGCUCCAGUAUGUUAUGAGCAACAGCCAUAUGAUAGACUCCUACUCCCGGGUCAUAUUCCCCAUGUCCUACCUGCUGUUCAACGUCAUCUACUGGAGUAUGUACACAUAGGGCUUGGACGACAGGGGAUUUUAGAGAUGGAUGCACCGUAUGACUGUACUUGAAAUAGUGCUGAUGUUGGACACAAAGUGGAAACACGAAUGACAUCGGGCAGUGACUCCUUCUUGGCAUUCUCAAAAAUAUUAUUGUACUUUUCUUCCUUUUUUGCGGUGGGCAAUAUACGAUGAGCUACAAUAUCAUUUUGUGUGUUUUGGAUGUGCGUGUGUCUGUUCUUUGUAUCAGACAAAACUGAUUUUUUUUUUAAGUAUAUAUUGUUUUGUAGUUAAACAUUGCAUUUGCCUGUGGAAAAAUGGUAAAACGUAUUUUUGAAUGUAUACAUUUCCUUGAAUUAAUGUGUAAAAAUGUGUCAUUCUAUGCAUCAUCAUGGUGAGAAUACUGAAUCACAAACUUAAAAACCAUGACCAACAUGGUCCAAAGGCACCAUCAGACCUUCAUACUAUUCAUUCAUUAUAGUCAUUCAUUGUAUGAUGAAUCCAAAAUAAAUCAA
Gadus chalcogrammus (walleye pollock) is the source of this 2338-nucleotide messenger RNA. It is a transcript of the gene gabrr3a, whose product is annotated as gamma-aminobutyric acid type A receptor subunit rho3a. The record is from RefSeq and is a predicted model, not a curated record. Gene Ontology annotation, molecular function: GABA-A receptor activity; extracellular ligand-gated monoatomic ion channel activity; neurotransmitter receptor activity. Gene Ontology annotation, biological process: signal transduction; regulation of membrane potential; monoatomic ion transmembrane transport. NCBI's taxonomy places the organism in Eukaryota, Metazoa, Chordata, Actinopteri, Gadiformes, Gadidae. Bases 418 to 1842 code for a protein of 474 amino acids. The transcript is spliced from 9 exons. Gene Ontology annotation, cellular component: membrane; GABA-A receptor complex; neuron projection.